UCGACGUCUAGUGCUGGCUUAUACAUUAAGGACCAGGACCACGAGAACUUCUUGAGUGUGUGUGCUCAAAUCUCGAAAAACAUCAAUAUCCUUCUGACGACUCAAAUCAUGCGAGGAUGCGAAGAUGUUUUCCUUGCAUUGUUUAGAUUUUGUGACUCUUCUCUAAGAACCCAACCUUUGACGUCCCCUCUAACCCUCGCUAAAUCAUGUUUCCAUUGGUUGGAUUUUGUGACUUUGAUCUCUUUCCGGCUCAUGCGCGGUGUCAGUGUGGGUAUGAAGUACGCUUAUUUCAACGAAAGCGAAUUAGCAGUGAUAAACAAUACGGCGACCUACGGAGGUGGAGCAAAGAUGGUG
Messenger RNA from Amoebophrya sp. A25, 354 nucleotides. Lineage: Eukaryota; Dinophyceae; Syndiniales; Amoebophryaceae. The record is from the annotation of a GenBank genome assembly.